UCUCGUAAGUGCGACUCUUCAGCGUUCCGCUGAAAGCAGCAUCGGUGUCCUGCUGUGCAUGCGUGUGUGUGAACGUGCAGGGUAGGAAAGAUGGCGGCCUCUGCGUUACGCCGAGGCUUGCUAAGCACUGUCAGUAAAUACAAUAAGAAACACGCACACAGGAUACUGAGUGUCGCAGACAGCAGUAGCGGCUUUGAGGCGUACAGACCGCGGUUACAAUGUCGAGGCUGCGGACUUUCCGGCGGUGUUCAACAGAGGAGGUUCAUGUCGUCACGGAACAGGCCUGAAGGGAAGAUUUUGGAGACAGUGGGAGUGUUUGAGGCUGUGAAGCAGCACGGCAAAUAUGAAACGGGACAACUGUUUCUCCACAGUGUGUUUGGCUACAGAGGCAUCGUCUUGUUUCCCUGGCAUGCACGACUCUAUGACAGAGACAUCACCCCUCCCAUGUCUGACAGCAAACCUGAGCCCCCAGGAGCCCAUGGUUCCAAGGAGGUGAAGGGGAAGACUCACACCUACUACCAAGUCUUGAUUGACACCAGGGAUUGCCCUCACAUAUCUCAGAGGUCUCAGACAGAGGCAGUGACGUUUCUGGCCAACCAUGAUGACAGCAGAGCCCUGUAUGCCAUCCCAGGUCUGGACUAUGUGAGCCAUGAAGACAUCCUGCCCUAUAACUCUACAGAGCAGGUCCCCAUCCAGCAUGAGUUGUUUGAGCGCUUCCUCAUGUACAACCCUGCCAAAUCUCCUCCAUUCACCGCCAGAGACACCCUGAAGGCAUGGCAGGAGAAAAACCACCCCUGGCUAGAGCUCUCAGACGUCCACAGGGAGACCACAGAGAGCAUCCGAGUCACCGUCAUCCCCUUCUACAUGGGCAUGAGGGAGGCCCAGAACUCCCAUGUUUACUGGUGGCGAUACUGUAUCCGUCUGGAGAACAUGGGCAAUGAGGUGGUUCAGCUGAGAGAGAGGCACUGGAGGAUCUUCAGCCUGUCGGGAACCCUGGAGACGGUCCGAGGACGAGGAGUCGUAGGCAGGGAGCCGGUGUUGUCUAAAGAGCAGCCAGCCUUUCAGUACAGCAGCCAUGUGUCUCUACAGGCCCCCAGUGGUCAUAUGUGGGGGACGUUUCGUAUUGAAAGGACUGACGGCUCCCACUUUGAUGUUCGCAUUCCUCCUUUCUCCCUGGAGAGCAACAAAGAUGACAAAGCACCCCCCGCUGGCUACACAUUCUAACUGCGAGUAGUCAACUCCCAUCUGUGAGGCCCGGACAUGCAGUCAGUCCUGGAUGUGCCUGGGUUGUCUAGAAUUGUCCUCCUCUGUCUUUGCCUCAGCCUUCAGCAUAAGAAUAGUGUGUCAGGUUAUGCAAAAGGAAAAUAUAGCAUUUUCUAGAUCAUCUUCUAAAAGCAGGGCAACCUGGCCUUUUUUUCUGUCAGAGUGCACCCAACAGCAGUAUGUCAUUGAUUAAAUCUUAUAGGGUAGAAAAACCAAUGCGCCCUCACUCCAUGUUGUGUUUGAAGAGGCAUGCCGGGCUUGUGGAAGAGAACGGGGAGGCAGUGAGGGGAGUUAAUGUUGCCAAGCAGAGCUGGGCAUGCUCUGCACCAAGCAGCUGAAAUAUUGACUAGGUUGUUUUUAUAGUUGGAGAAUUUCCCAUUGAGCUCUGGAUUCAUGAAAAGAGCAGCAUCUCCAGCUGAACUUAACAGGGGCCUCAGUUGGUUACUUCAAUUCAACCAGAAAGCCAUCACUGAAACUACACAUUAAAAAAUACCUCCUUCCAUAAUGAUCUUCCUGUUGGGAUUUCUGAAAACAUAAGACUUUUAUCCUGAACCCGUUUUCCUGCCAACAGUUUUUUUAAGCAUAAAACUAUCCUGUCACACACUAGUAAUGUCUGGCCUCUGUGGGACACUUAUGAGAGGGAAAUCUGAUUGAAGUCUGAGCUGGUUACAUUGCAGAAGUAUUUUCGUCUUACAACACAGAAGCACAGUGGAUGGAAUUAGGAUCUGUUUGACACUGAUCAACAGAAAAAGACUCUUAAAUAUCAAAGUGAAUUCAGAUCUCUUCAAAUGAAUAUAAGUUAAAAAAAAAAAAAACAGUAAUUUUCAAUGUCAGUGUUCAGUUUCGCCACCUUUUAGCAGUAGUAACAGCCUUGAGUCUGUAAAGAGGUUUCUCUGAGCUUUGCGCACCUCAGUACUGAAAUUUUCCCCCAUUCGUUAGUGUAAAACUCCUUAAACUCUGUCAGAUAGCAGCUGUCAUCCUACACAUUCUGGAUUAAAUGUACCCACUUCACAAGAUUUGUGGUGGUGUUUUGAAGCCACCCGGACCAUCUGUAAAGUAGCAUCUCCAUGCGGCCACCACCAGACUUUAUGCUGCGUUCAUGUCAUAUGGGAAGGAUGGCAGAGAUGGAAAAGUUCCCAUGUUUGCAACUUGAGUGUUCACAUCAUAGGACAACUCAAAAUCGUUGUAUAAUGACAAACUCGGUUUGUGAGGGUUCAAAAUACUGUACAUUGACAAUAUAACACUAUUAAAAAAUUACAUUGACCGUUGGGCAUAACCUGAUGUAAGGCGUCCAUGUUUGUUUAUUUUUCAGGCACUUGCGUAUUAUUAAGCCCCACGUUGGGUACAAGUUGGAAACCUAGAAUUACGGCCAUUCAGUAUUAUAGUGGGACGCUUAAUUACGAUCAUUUUUACAGAGAUCUGGUUUCUCUUGGUCAUUAAAGUCAUAUUUUCUUGAUCAAUGCAUUAAUUAUAUUCACUGAUUCAGUGGUGUGAAAGAUCAAUCUAAAGUAAAGGAGGGCUGAAUACUUUCUUUAUAAGUAGUGUAUGUGUUCACAACCAAAAGUGAGUCCUUCCUUUCCUUGAAAGUAGGGGAGGGUCAGGUCUUAGUUACCUUUGAAUAGCAAAUGCAGCACACCAUAUAGUAAUUAAACCAAGCAGUUGGGAGCCAGUGUUGUGGCUAACAGGAGAGAAGUGUGUGUGUGUGUGUGUGUGUGUGUGUGUGACACGUGUGUAUCUUCCUCUCUGCAGUCUGCUCCUUGUAAAAACCAGAAUGAAGUCUUCAGCCUGUACACAUAAGCUGGAUGUCUUUUGUUAAGGCCGACUGUUUGAUUUUGCAAGCUCUGUGACAAGGAAAGUAAUGAGCCUAAAAUUUCUCACUGGUAAAGUGGGAACAUAAAAUGACAUUUUUGUUUUGAUAACUGAUUUGAAACAACUAUGAUGGUUGAAAUAUUACUGUAAAUAGAGAUGUAAUUAAAGGCAAAGCAAAUAAAUAUACCUUUUGAAAAAUA
Xiphias gladius (swordfish) is the source of this 3272-nucleotide messenger RNA. RefSeq names its product polymerase (DNA-directed), delta interacting protein 2 (gene poldip2). Gene Ontology annotation, cellular component: mitochondrial nucleoid; nucleus. Bases 91 to 1224 code for a protein of 377 amino acids. The transcript is spliced from 11 exons. Gene Ontology annotation, molecular function: DNA binding. Lineage: Eukaryota; Metazoa; Chordata; Actinopteri; Istiophoriformes; Xiphiidae. The record is from RefSeq and is a predicted model, not a curated record. Gene Ontology annotation, biological process: error-free translesion synthesis.